GGGAGGGGUCCGCGCGGCGGCCGGGCGGUCGCGGUGCCGCACGGAUCGGUCCGUUGCGGUCGUUUUUUCCCAUCUGCGGGGAUCGCCCCGCGGUGCGUGCGGGCGGCGGCCGUGCGGUUCUGCUCCCGUUGCAGAGCGGCAGCCCCGACCCGCAGUGCUGCAGAGCCGAGGCCGGGCUCCCCCUGCACGUGCGGGGAGGAGGCCGUGAGCGCCCGGCGCGCCCCGCUGCACCCCGGCUGAGCUUGCUUCCCUUUGUCUUGCCCGCGCUGCCUGCCUUCUCGCGUGCCGCCCUUCCAGCACCGCUCGGCUGGGCGCUCGGGAGGUCGCCGCCGGCAGAGAAACGUGCGGAGGUGGCACGGGCGCUGAGCCGCCCGGCUCCGUCCUGUCCCCACCCAGACGCGCCGCAGCGUGGCCGGCUGGUCGCAGAACCGCGGGACUGUGAAGGCGGCAGAAAACCUCCGGCAUCCCCAAUGCAACCCCAGCGUGCCCGUCCCUCGGCCAUAGUCACACCCCUAGGAUGGGUUUCUGCUGUUGGAUGCCGUCACAGCACCCUGUCAGAGCUCUACCGAGCUGGGAAAACCGCAGUCUGGGACAGAUCUAUGCUCUUUCUGCCUUGUCCUGGGCAGCUCGGGCUGCGUUUGCAUUUAAAUCACAUUCCUCUGGCUGUUUGUAGCAUAGGCCCUUCUGCAGUACCUGCACCCGUAGGCUCUGCAGAUGCCCCAUGCCACAUUUAAGGUGUUUUAACAUCGCCCAGCUCCUCUUGUUGUCCUUUCUCAGACCCGAAGUUGCUUUUAAGAAGCAGAAUGAUGCCACGUCACAUCCACGUGUAGCAAAACGGCACAUCUCAGCGGAGCUGCAGGAGGAAGCCCGGCACCCGGGGCUCUCAGAGUCCUUCCUGAGAUGAGCUGAGCCCGGUGCUGUGCUGGCAGAGGGAGCAGGGAGCUGUCUGAGGUGGCUCCUUGCUCUCACACUUGCUGCUGGAGCUGAGUCAGCCCUGCAUGCUGAGCCUGGCAGCUCAGCCCUGGGAUGGGAAUGGUCCACAGGCAGUUCCUCCUUCGCACAGUGAUGUGCAAAGCAUGGAAACAUAAUCUGUGGUUGUUGUCCCUCGCGGGCUGUGGGAGGGAGAUGAGGAGAUGCCCUUCAGCACUUGCUCAUGCUUUCUGAACUUUGUUGGCAAUAGCUGUGCCACCCUGACCCUCCUCUCUAUUCCCAGUUUUGGGGUUUGUCCCCCGUUCCUCGCAGCACCUAUCCUUUCCCCUGCUCUUUUCUAAUGGGAGCAAGGUGAGAUUGCAGCAGUUAGCACCAGUUGCAUUUCUGCCCAUAUUCUGUACGGAGUUGCAAGCAGACCCUCCUGAAACCUCUGUGUGUUUGUGUUCCUGCUGCUGGAGCGAGCCUCUGGCUGAGUCCUGGCAUUGGUUUAGCAGAAUCAAACAUUCACAUUGCGUGUGACAUCAGUAGGUUUCAGAGUUAGCCGUCCUCUGGUGCGUUUGGGGCAGCUCAGGCUGGAGCUUUCUGUUUAGAAGAUGUGUGGUGUUGUUAGGGCUUAUGGGCAGGUAUUGUGCAUAAAUACUUCAGGUUGUCCUUGUGAAACUCCUUGGAGAAGUUCUGCUCCACGAGUGUCAUUACUGAGUCAUCAGGAGUGAAGGGCCAGCACUGCUAGCCAGGAAUUGCUGUUCAUUUGGGAGAAUGGCCAUUUUAUUUAUAUUUUUAUACAAAUUGAAAUAAUGUUGCUUGAGUGUGUACUUACAGGCAUUUACAAUAUAGAUGCCUCGCUGCUGACCCGAAUUGAAAUUCAUUUCAGGCUGAGAUGGAGAUGCCAUUGGGUAUUUUUAAACUAUUUUUGCAUCCAACCACCAACUUCCCUGCUGAAACAAAGCAGUUACUGUAGAAUAGAAUUGUAGGGUGGUUUGAGCUGGAAGGGAGAUUUAAAGGCCGUCAGGUCCAACUCCCUGCAGUGAAGAGGGACACACACAACUCCAUCAGGUUUUAGUUCUUCUUUGGGGUCAUCUGUAGCCAUGCAAGGCUCCGAGGACCACAUGGUGGCCAGGAGUUCUUUGUGCUUUGGGAAAAGCAUUGCUUCCAUUCUCUCUGCUCCUCCAUCCCCCAGCCUCUUUCCCCCAGGGGGCAGAGACAGCAAAAGGACCAAACCCAACGAACUGGUUUCCCCAUGGCAGAGGGAGCUGUGGUGACCCACCUCUACUUCUCGCUCAGGUCUCUGUAGGACCACAUCCCGCCUCACCCCUCUGCAAGGAGCCUGCUGUUGGAGCAUCUCACAGUGUGCAGCAAUUUGUGGAGGGCGUCAACGACUCUUUUAAUUGGCCUGAUUGCAAGUAAGCCUUCCCCUUCCUUCUGGAGCUGUCAGAGGGACAGGCGUGCACAGCAGACACACAGCUGCCCCCGGCUUCCUGCAUCCUGCAACAAGGAGCAAGCCAGGUCCCCUCGCUCUGCAGUCUCACAGCUGAAAGGAUGGAGAACUCAUCAGUGGCCUCAGCCUCCUCGGAGGCGGGCAGCAGCCGCUCACAGGAGAUCGAGGAGCUGGAACGCUUCAUCGACAGCUACGUGCUGGAGUACCAGGUGCAGGGGCUGCUCACCGACAAGACUGAGGGCGAUGGUGAGAGCGAGAAGACACAGUCCAACAUCUCUCAGUGGACGGCGGAUUGUAGUGAGCAGCUUGAUGGCAGCUGCUCCCCAUCCAGAGGGAAGGGCUCGUCGUCCCACCAGCACAAGCAGGAAGAUUGGGAUCACAGCAGCGGUGGGAGCGCAGGAUCGCGGCCGGGGUCAGGCUCCAGGUGUGGCUCUGGAUCGAGGUCUGGGAGGAGCAGCCAGUUCAGGCACACCACCAAGAAUGGCAACAAGGAGGGCUCCCUCGACAUGCUGGGCACCGACAUCUGGGCUGCCAACACCUUUGAUUCCUUCAGUGGUGCGACGUGGGACCUGCAGCCUGAAAAACUAGAUUUCAGCCAAUUCCACAGGAAGCUCCGAAACACCUCCAAACACCCACUGCCCCACAUCGACAGGGAAGGGCUUGGAAAAGGGAAAUACGAGGAUGGUGACAGCAUCAAUCUGAACGACAUCGAGAAGGUCCUCCCAGCAUGGCAGGGUUACCACCCACUGCCUCAUGAAGCUGAAAUCGCACACACCAAAAAGCUGUUCAGAAGGAGGAGAAACGACAGGAGGAGACAACAGAGACUUCCUGGUGGGAACAAGUCCCAGCAGCACGCAGACCAUCAGCAAGGUGGUACCAAACACAACAGAGAUCACCAGAAGCUCUACCAAGGAGGCCAGGCCCCUCACUCCUCUGGUAGACCAGGCCACCACGGCUACAGCCAGAACCGGCGAUGGCACCACAACCAGAAGCACUCGCCCAAUGACAAAGAAACGCACAGGAACACCAAAGAGACUGAGAAUCUGAAAAUCGAGGACACCUCCACUGGCACAGGGCACAGUCCUGUGGAGACGCAGCGCAGUCCAGAGGCGGUGGAGAAGCAGCCCCAGCCAUACAGCCCAGAGGUGGAGACCAAGAGGAAGGACAGCAUUCACGAGCGCGUUGGGGAAAGGCCCAAGAUCAACCUGCUUCAGUCUUCCAAAGACAGGCUGCGGAGGAGACUAAAAGAAAAGGACGAAGUCACGGUGGAAACCACCCAUCCUGAAAAGAACAAAAUGGACAAAUUAAUUGAAAUCCUUAACAGCAUGCGUAACAACAGCAGUGACGUUGACUCCAAGCUGACCACCUUCAUGGAGGAGGCUCAGAACUCCACCAACUCUGAGGAAAUGCUUGGGGAGAUAGUUAAAACCAUCUACCAGAAAGCAGUGACAGACCGCAGCUUUGCUUCCACGGCUGCCAAGCUCUGUGACAAAAUGGCCCUCUUCAUGGUGGAAGGAACCAAGUUCCGGAGUCUGCUCCUCAACAUGCUGCAGAAGGAUUUCACCAUGCGGGAGGAGCUGCAGCAGCGGGAUGUGGAGCGCUGGCUGGGCUUCAUCACCUUCCUCUGCGAGGUCUUCGGCACCAUGAGGAGCAGCACCGGGGAGCCCUUCCGAGUCCUUGUGUGCCCCAUCUACACCUGCCUCAGGGAGUUGUUACAGUCUCAGGAUGUGAAGGAGGAUGCCGUGCUGUGCUGCUCCAUGGAGCUGCAGAGCACCGGCCGGCUGCUGGAAGAGCAGCUGCCUGAGAUGAUGACGGAGCUGCUGGCUGCGGCCCGUGACAAGAUGCUGUGCCCCUCUGAGUCCAUGCUGACGCGUUCCCUCCUGCUGGAGGUCAUUGAGCUGCACGCCAACAAUUGGAACCCGCUGACGCCCACCAUCACGCAGUACUACAACAAGACAAUCCAAAAACUGACGGCCUGAGGGGCAGGGCAGGGUGGGGUGGGAAGGGGCGAGGAGAAGACGUGCACCUUAGCGGGAUUCCAGUUGAUGUACCCAAGCAGACAAACCCCAGCAUGCUCGAGAAUUAUGUUCGUGGGGUGGGGAGGGAGAAGCAUGUUUCUUUCAGCCUCGUCGCCAAGUGCCACCCCUCCUCCCUGCCGUGUUUUUGUUGUAGGGUUUUCUUUUCUGAAAUCGGCGUGUCCCGCCGGGUUAUUGUUUGGCUUUAGAAAGACGACGGUGAGUCGGAGGAGCGAGCCCAAUGGGGCCAGGAUUGUUUUCACGCUGUCCCCCCGCCCUGCUCUGGCCAACUGGCAGCAGACAGCGCACAGCAGAUGUCUGGGGAGGACAAAGCGUGGCACACACUACACAGACGCUCAUCACUGACGGCUUUUGUCCAGCGGAGCUCUCGUUAUUCUAUUUUUCCCCUUCCUCAACUUUCUGCCCCCACCUCCGCUCCGUCUCCUCCGGAUUCUGAUGGGCACAUAGGAUGGCUUUCUGAUUUGCACUGGGUUUUAUUUUUUUCUUGUGGUUUUUUGUUUGUUUUUUUUUUUGUUCUGUUUUAUUUUAUUAUCGUCAAAACGGACAAUUGCCAUCAGCGCGGAGAUGGGGCAGCAGCGCUUACCCUCCGCUCACAAAUGGUUUCAUGAAGAUGCUGAAGCAGGAGAAGGAUUUUACAAGAGUCCAAAAACCACUGUAGGAGAAACGUAGCCACAGUCUUCUUGCCAGAAACCUCGCAGAUUUACCCAAAAACAUGUGCCCUGAGCUAGGAGCUCUGCGGAACACGGGAUGCUGCUGUGCUGCAGCAUCUCCCAUCCACUUAACAAUAGCCCAUUUAUUUUUUUUAAUUUUUUUUUGUUGUUGUUUCUGUUGAAAGAGUGCUUUAUUGUAAUUACUGUCAUCAUUGUAAUUAUACAUUUAAGAGCAGGCCUGUUAUAGUCAGGCCUAUUCAUGUACAGGGCAAGGGAGAAAUGAAGACUUGGUGUUCUCGGGAAACCAGCAGAGAGAAGGCAAAAAGCAUAUGGCAAAAAAAAAAAAAAAAAGGGAG
This is a messenger RNA of Phasianus colchicus (ring-necked pheasant), 5407 nucleotides long. The record is from RefSeq and is a predicted model, not a curated record. Lineage: Eukaryota; Metazoa; Chordata; Aves; Galliformes; Phasianidae.